This is a messenger RNA of Xylaria bambusicola, 773 nucleotides long. RefSeq lists its product as uncharacterized. Lineage: Eukaryota; Fungi; Ascomycota; Sordariomycetes; Xylariales; Xylariaceae. The transcript has a single exon. The record is from RefSeq and is a predicted model, not a curated record. Bases 61 to 345 code for a protein of 94 amino acids.
CCCUUUUAACCAUCCAUUCAUUUAACUGUCUAAAGCUAACGGAUAUCAUCAGCCGACAAGAUGAAGUUGUUUACAGUUUCCGCGCUUCUCAGUGCUGUUAUCCUGGUCAAGGCUGACUAUACCGCUUUCCAUUUUCUAAAUAGGACCAUCCCAGAGAACGUCCCGGUCGGCACGGAAAUCGAUCUGGAAUGGGUGUCUAAGGACUACACUGGCCCGUUCGACUUGUCGGUUCUCGCUUUCAACACGACCCCAUACGGCUACACACCGGGUCCCUUUGGACAAUACCCUCUCUUCGAUAGCAAAACACUCUAUCUGGCAAGUAAGUCGACUGAAUCCUGCUCCUAGUUAUCGCCAGCCGUUUCGAGUCCCUCUGACCUCUCCGUUAGAAAUUCCCUCGGCUGCGGCCGGGACAUAUAUCUGGAUCGCCGAGCCCGUAGACGAUGCUGGCACGUGGACUGGCCCGGAGUUCUUGUAUCAGAUUGAUGCGAGCUUCCCGGACCAGAGCAGUGGAUCUGCAGGCGCUUUCUAUCUUGUCUAGAUGUCGGUUCUUCUAACUGCUCCUAGGCGUGACACGUCCAAAGCUGGCCCCCUGAGGCUUCACGCCGAUGAAGGCGUGUUGUGGUAUUAGGGUUCUUAGCUCCAUUUGGGGAAUAAUCGUGGCGGCGGCAGCGGUAUAAUAAGCAUACCAAUGAUAUACUAGUGUAGCUUUCAAUGGGUUACAAUAUAGGCUACGAAGUGUCUCAGCAAUACGCGACCAGGAUGAAUGAGCAAAG